GUUCUGAUGAGAGCAAUAUGAACAGUUUCAAUAAUAUGCACAAUCCAUACGACAAAACCAUUCCAGUGAUCGGACUGUUGGUCCAAGGCUCACCUAAAAAUGUGGAGCACAUUUUGUUCUACCUCAGCAACAAGAUGCCAGUGGUGGUACUCAAGGGAAGCGGGGGAUUCGCCGACCUCUUAGCCUUUGCUUAUCAGGAAACUCAAGAAAGGACUGAUCCAGACUUUCUAGAAACAUUUCUCAAACCAGAGCUAAUCAAGUUGAUAUGUAAAACCUAUCCAAGUGACUUCAAGGAUAACGACCUGGCUAGGAAUGAAUUCAGGGACAAGAUAUUGAAAUGUGUAGACUUAGCCCAGGAGGAAGAUCAAACAUUUAUGACAAUUGUGAGCAUGCAAGGUUGGGACGCCAAUCUAAAAGACUUGGACAAAUAUCUGCUAAAAGCCUUAUUUAAAUCAGAGAAGCAAGUUGCCAGUAAGUGGAAGGAACAGCUAUAUAAGAAUCUCCAGUUAAUUCUGGACUGGAACCGUCCUGAUCUAGUACAGUCACAGAUAUUCCAGCGUGACGACUUCGCCAAAAUUAAGUUAAAUAAGGAGCUGUUGGAAAAGGCCUUGUUAAAAACUGAUAGAGAAGAAUUUGUAGACCUGUUUCUUGAUCAUGGAAUACAAAUCCACAAGUUUUUGAACCAUAAGAAGUUCAAACUUCUCUUUGAAAGACCUGAAGAUCGGGAAUUUUUCACAACAAUAUGCUUAGAGGGAGCUCUUAACUUUAGCAGUGUGGAGGCUGAUCAGCCCUUGCAGAAAGAAUUCCUGUCUAAUGAUCUAAAUCGACUGAUAUACAAAUUGAGUCGGAUCAAAGAUUUUGUUCAGCCCUAUGAACUGUCCAUGAACUCUGCUGGACUGUAUGUUUCAAACCCUGCUGUCGCUGAGAGGAAGGCACUGAACUGCCUAAUUAUCUGGGCUGUACUGAUGAACCGUCAGAAGUUGGCCAAAGUCCUGUGGCAGAGGUGUGAGGAACCUAUAGCUAUGGCUCUGAUUUGUAGCAACAUGUACAAGGAACUCGCAAAAAACUGUAUAGAACUGUAUCUACGUACGGAAAUGGAAAACAAUGCUAAUGACUUUGGUAAGAUUGCUCUUGGUGUGCUGGACAUUAGUUUCCGAGACUCCAGUGCUCAGGCCUACAACAUCCUGUGUAAACCUUUGCCCGAUUUCAACAACAAGACAACCCUGGAAAUAGCCUAUGAUGCAAACUACAUGAACUUUAUUGCUCACCCCUGCUGUCAGAAGUGGCUCACAAAAAAGCUGUUUGGUGCUAUACAUGUCAAAGAAGUUCAUUGGGGCAUCUUUAGGCUUCCCUACUGGUUCAAGAUCUUGGCCAGUGCUUUUUUGAUACUUCCAAUGUUUAUCUGGAUAAAUUUUUCAUCUGGAGCUCUCAGAAGAGUAAAAAGGAUCACAGUGAAUGACUCUAUUUUGCUGGAGGAUGAUGAGGAAGAUGGUGAGACAGACAGUAAUGAUGAUGAUGAAGAUGCAGUUUUGCCAUCAUCCAAGUCUAUGCUGGAGAACGAGCUUAGUAAUAUAAGUAAGAAAAAGGGCCUGAAGAAUGUAAAGGUGAAGAUUAAAAGUGCCAUGAAGUCUAACAAGAAGAGACACUUAGCGAUAUGGAGGCGGAUUCAGCUGCUAUGGUUGGCACCGAUCACUAAAUUCUGGAUGACACAGGCGCUGUAUUUCGUGUACCUGGGAGUAUUUUGUCUGGCAGUACUCUGGCCCACAUGUGGUAACUUAACUCUUGAUCUUGUCGUGUGGCUGUGGACAGCUGUCAUCCUCACAGAGUUGGUCAGAAGGACCUAUGUUAAACACCAGAAAUACAAAACUGGUUCGUUGUUUGGUCAGUGUGCCGAGAUUUGCUUCAUCCUGGUUUUCCUUGUCCUCUACCUUUUCCUACGUAUCAUACCUCACUGGUUUGUGUAUGCUAACGUAAUCGCUGCCAAGACUGUUCUGAGUGUGGGACUGAUAUAUUUCUUCUACCGUCUUCUGGGAACCUACCUACUCAUCAGCCCCACACUUGGGCCGAUGUUGGUACGGAUGACUCGUAUGGUGAAGCAUGACUUUGUGGCCUUUGUUCGGAUGUUCUUGAUCUUCCUCAUCUCGGGUGGAGUAACUAUUCAGGCUGUCCUCUACCCUAACUACCCAAUGGGUAUCGACAUCAUCAAGAAGGUUCUCACACGGCCACUCUUUGCCAUGUUUCUUACCAAGAUUGAUGAUCUGGGCGGAACUCCGGCCUGUAAUGCCUACACGAAUUCCAACAUGUCCACUCAUUUUUGUCUGGCAGAACCACAUCAAGGACAACCGGAACUCCCAGGUAGAUAUUGAAUUAAUUGAGUUUCUU
Molecule: messenger RNA, 2382 nt
Organism: Pecten maximus
Lineage: Eukaryota; Metazoa; Mollusca; Bivalvia; Pectinida; Pectinidae
Product: transient receptor potential cation channel subfamily M member 7-like
Biological process (GO): monoatomic cation transmembrane transport
Molecular function (GO): monoatomic cation channel activity
Source: RefSeq, a predicted model, not a curated record